Molecule: messenger RNA, 1290 nt
Organism: Aspergillus steynii IBT 23096
Lineage: Eukaryota; Fungi; Ascomycota; Eurotiomycetes; Eurotiales; Aspergillaceae
Product: Tm-1-like ATP-binding domain-containing protein
Exons: 1
Coding region: 1-1290 (429 amino acids)
Source: RefSeq, a predicted model, not a curated record
AUGCCCCAACCCACCAUCCUCCUCAUCGGCACCCUCGACUCCAAAUCCCCCGAACUGCACUACACAUGCCGGGAAAUCGAGCGCCUGAACGCCUGCAAAGUGCUCAUCCUGGACGUCGGACGCGCCCAAUCCCCACCCCACAACAAAGAUAACACCUUCGAAACGCUCACCCCGACGCUCCCGCCGUCCACACCGUCGCUGACCACCCUCCCGCGCGCCGAGUACAUCACGACCAUCACGCACGCGGCCAUCGAAUCAGCCACCCAGCUGUACCGCGACGGCCGGGUGGACGGGAUGCUGGGGAUCGGCGGGUCGUGCGGGACGAACAUCGCGACGGCGAUCAUGCGGGAGGCGCUGCCGGUGGGGGUGCCGAAGCUGAUGGUGUCGACGAUGGCGAGCGGCGACGUGCGGCGGUUCGUCGAGGAGACGGACAUCACGAUGAUGUACAGCGUGGUGGACAUCGCGGGGACGAACACGAUCCUGAACCGGAUCCUGAGGAAUGCGGCGGCGGCGAUCAGUGGGAUGGUGGGGAACACUGCUCCUACUGCUACUGCUACGGGUCAAGGCGCGGAGGCAGAGCAGGGGGAGAAGGAGAAGAAGAAGGUCCGGGUGGGCAUCACGAUGUUCGGGGUGACGACGCCGUGUGUGGAUCGGGUGCGCGAGUACCUGGAGACGGACGGGGAGAACCGGUUCGAGGUCUACGUGUUUCAUGCGACGGGGGCAGGAGGGAAGGCGAUGGAGCGGCUGGUGAAGGAGAAGCAGCUGGACGCGGUGAUCGACAUGACCACGACGGAGGUGGUGGACGAGCUGGUGGGCGGCGUGCUGAGCGCCGGGGCGAGUCGACUGGAGGCCGCGGCGGAGGCGGGCAUUCCGCAGCUGGUCAGCGUGGGAGCCUGCGAUAUGGUGAACUUCGGGCCCCGCGAGGAGCUGCCGGCCCAGUUUGCGGACCGGCACAUCUACGAGCAUAACCCGACGGUGACGAUCGUGCGCACGACCGUCGAGGAGAACCGUCGCGUGGCGCAGUGGAUCGCCGACAAGUUGAAGCGGGCAAAGCGGCCGGAGCGCGUGCAGGUGUUGCUGCCGACGGGCGGCGUCAGUCUGCUGGACACGCCCGGUCAACUCUUCCACGACCCGCAGGCAGACGAGAUGCUCUUCUCGACGCUGGAGUCCGAGCUGAAGGGCACCGGCAUCAGCGUCGUGCGAGACUCCCGCGCCAUCAACGACAAGGACUUUGCCGUCACGGCAGCCCAGUCCUUCGUCCGGCUCAUCUCCGACAGUCUCCCGGCAUAG